Messenger RNA from Echinostoma caproni, 321 nucleotides. The record is from the annotation of a GenBank genome assembly. NCBI's taxonomy places the organism in Eukaryota, Metazoa, Platyhelminthes, Trematoda, Plagiorchiida, Echinostomatidae.
AUGUUGCAUUUCAUCGGAAACACGGGGUUCCAGUUCGCCGCACCGGAAGCGACAAUCAUUAAUUUGGGCCCAGUGUCAGAGAAUUACUCUUACAUUGAACGGGGAUUCCGGAAUUGUCGUCUGCUGUGUUAUCAGCGUCUAGUUCAAACACGUCAUCUCACUCGGGACUGUGUGUUUCGUAUCCAACCGCUUGUGCAACGGCUGAGCACAAUCCGUGCUCGAUUCCGGCUUCAAUCGCAACCCCGGCCUAGACUUUUCUUUCUACUGCUCGCCUACUUUUUCCUUGUACAUUUUCUACUGCUCCGAUGUUGGCUACUCUAG